Molecule: messenger RNA, 3202 nt
Organism: Glycine soja
Lineage: Eukaryota; Viridiplantae; Streptophyta; Magnoliopsida; Fabales; Fabaceae
Product: pentatricopeptide repeat-containing protein At1g12300, mitochondrial-like
Exons: 2
Coding region: 37-1698 (553 amino acids)
Molecular function (GO): protein binding
Source: RefSeq, a predicted model, not a curated record
UUGAUCUCUCUCGCUUAAAACCGAUUCAACCCAACAAUGUCAUUCUCAUUGUCAAGAAGGUUCAGCUCUUUUCUUCCAAACCCCACUUUCCCUCUUUACUUUCACUCUCAGCCUCCGUCCAUUGACAAUGUUGUUGAUGAUGCUAUUUCCCAGUUCAAUGGCAUGCUCCUUAUGCAUCAUACCCCGCCCAUAGUCGAAUUUGGCGAGAUUUUAGGAUAUCUUGCAAAGAUGAAGCAUUAUUCCACUGCCAUUUCCCUUUCUAAACAAAUGGAAGUCAAAGGAAUUGAGCCAAAUCUUGUUACUUUGAACAUCCUUAUCAAUUGUUUCUGCCACUUGGGCCAAAUGUCCUUUUCUUUUUCUGUAUUGGGCAAAAUUCUAAAAUUAGGUUAUCAGCCGAAUACCAUAACCUUGACUACACUCAUGAAAGGUCUGUGUCUCAAGGGUGAGGUCCAGAAAUCAGUGCACUUUCAUGACAAGGUCGUAGCACAAGGAUUUCAGAUGAACCAGGUUAGUUAUGGGACCCUGCUCAAUGGACUAUGUAAGAUAGGAGAAACGAGAUGCGCCAUCAAGUUUCUGCGAAUGAUUGAAGACAGUUCAACUGGGCUUAAUGUGGUAAUGUACAACACCAUCAUUGAUGGUUUAUGCAAAGAUAAACUUGUAAAUGAGGCUUAUGAUUUUUAUUCUGAAAUGAAUGCUAGAGGAAUUUUUCCUAAUGUUAUCACUUACACUACUCUAAUAGGUGGUUUUUGCCUUGCGGGUCGGUUAACGGGAGCAUUCAGUUUAUUAAAUGAAAUGAUAUUGAAGAACAUCAACCCGAAUGUUUAUACCUAUGCUAUAUUGAUUGAUGCAUUAUGUAAAGAAGGAAAGGUGAAAGAAGCCAAAAAUUUAUUAGCUGUGAUGACGAAAGAAGGAGUAAAACCUAAUGUUGUUGCUUAUAACACUUUAAUGAAUGGGUAUUGUUUAGCUGGUGAAGUGCAGGGAGCAAAACAGAUGUUCCACGCUGUGCUCCAAAUGGGAGUAAAUCCUAAUGUUUGCAGUUACAGUAUAAUAAUUAAUGGAUUAUGUAAGAGUGAAAGGGUGGAUGAAGCCAUGAAUCUCCUAAGAGAAAUGUUACAUAAAUAUAUGGUUCCUGAUGCAGUGACAUAUAGUUCUCUUAUUGAUGGUUUGUGUAAAUCAGGGAGAAUUACUACUGCCUUGAGUCUUAUGAAGGAGAUGCACUACAGAGGUCAACCAGCUGAUGUAGUCACCUACACUUCCUUAUUAGAUGGUUUCUGCAAAAAUCAAAACCUUGACAAGGCAACUGCACUAUUCAUGAAAAUGAAGGAAUGGGGAAUUCAGCCAAACAAGUACACAUACACGGCACUUAUUGAUGGAUUAUGUAAAGGUGGAAGACUUAAGGAUGCACAAAAGCUUUUUCAAGAUCUCUUGGUUAAAGGCUGUUGUAUAGAUGUCUGCACAUAUAACGUCAUGAUCGGUGGGCUUUGUAAAGAGGGCAUGCUUGAUGAAGCAUUGGCCAUUAAGUCAAAAAUGGAAGACAAUGGUUGCAUCCCUAAUGUUGUAACUUUUGAAAUCAUUAUUCGUUCUCUUUUCAAGAAGGAUGAGAAUGACAAGGCCGAGAAACUUCUCCAUGAAAUGAUUGCUAAAGGCCUAUUACGUUUUAGGAAUUUUCAUGGUGAGCGAUCUCUAGAUACAAAUUAAGUUAUUGUGAAUUUUCAUGGUCAUUGCUUAUAAAUUAAUGGGAGCUUCUUGAAAGGACAGAACUUAUUUUUUGGUGUACUCAUUCCGGAUUGUGCGUUCCGGUGAGUAAUUUGUUGCUGCUGAUUUCCUGUACCUUUUAUGUUCUUACAAGGCCUUGCUGCUUCAAUGUUGUGAGUGACAAUUUUGCCGUGUGUCACCCAUUCCAACUGUCCUUUACUUGAGAAUAUAAUUGAAAUGUAUGAUUUUGAAUUGAUCCACCCAAUUAACUGAAAUCUAAUAUAACUUCGUUGUGCUUUGACUUCUAUUUGCACUUGACUGCAGUUGAACAAAUCUAUACUCACUCGCAUCCCAGGUGACUAGCAUAUUUAAUUUGAUUUUGAAACGUGAUUUCUUUUGAUCAUUUUACUAUGGACCGUCGAUGAAAUGUUUGGGGAAUUGGAAUUUGAAACUUGAAAGUUGGUGUUGACAUCCAAUGCUUAUAUAUCCCCAUAGUUCCAAGUGGAAUUUUAGUUUAAGUCACAGCUUAGUGUUGUUCACUUUGAAACAUUUGAUACAGAGCUUGUUGCUAUGCAUUAAGUUAGAAGAGCAUAAUUUGACAAUUAUAUAUUACAUAUAAUUAUUAUUUCUUUCUUUAUAUUUUUAUCAUUUUGUUCUAAACACAUUUUUAAAAUUACAUUCCAAAAUCUAAGAAAAUAGCUUUUUGCUGUCUGAUAUUUUGUUCACAAAACAUUAUCCUUAUGUUAUGUUGUGCUCUAAAAUGUACCCUACAUAAGCUGAAAAAAAAAUACUGAAUUAAGAGUACCUGCUAAAUUUUAAACAUUUCAGAUUGUUAUUUACCCAUUACUUUCUCAUUUCUAUGGAGUACGAUAUGAUAAAGUUUUGACUUUUAGGUUUAUUAUAGUAGCAGAACUACCUCAGGCACUGGAGGAGUGAUUGCACUAGUAGAAAUAUGAAGUACAAUACUGCCAAGUUUGAGCAUAACAAAUGAACUGCCAAGAUAUGAUCACAUUGGGACAAUGUCUUCUAUUUGGUGUUAUAUCCUCUUAGGAAUGUCACAUGCACCUUGGUUAGUGUUAUAAAUUAAUUCUGGAAAAAAGUGUCUUUAAAACAAAGAAAUGGAGCAAAAUCAGUUACGAUUAUGCAGAGAGAAACAAGAUAGCCUACACUAAAUUAGAAAGUAUUGCAAUAAUGUAAGAGCAGUGCUUGCUCAAGCCAAGGAUAAUUCCUAUGGCCCCAGAUAUAGCUUCCUUGGAGACUUAAAAGUUACAAUUGCUCUCGUUAUUAAUUUCUUGAAAAGAAAAUCUGACAUGAAAGCGAGCAUCAACAGGAAGAGGAUCCAAGUUGGAACAGGAGAGUGACUAUGGCUGCGAACAUGCAGAAUGUCGAUUUCGUUCAUGGGAGAGAAAUAGCACAACAAAAAGAGUUGCAGAAUCGGUCACAUGUGAAUCUUUAGUUGUUUAAUACGACCCAUUAGUUUAAAAUUUAAGAAGUUACUUUUAAUCUA